AUGGUAUGGACACCCACGACCCUAGAUGGCCUAUUGGCCUCAAGAAAAAAACAUUAUAAAGGAAGAGGAAAGUCAGAGGAAGAAUCAGUUCUCAACUUCUCGGGGCUCCCUGGAGCUCUGGAGCUGGAGCUCUGGAGCUGGAGCUCUGGAGCUGGAGCUCUGGAGUUGGAGCUCUGGAGCUGGAGCUCUGGAGUUGGAGCUCUGGAGCUGGAGCUCUGGAGCUGGAGCUCUGGAGUUGGAGCUCUGGAGCUGGAGCUCUGGAGUUGGAGCUCUGGAGCUGGAGCUCUGGAGCUGGAGCUCUGGAGCUGGAGCUCUGGAGCUGGAGCUCUGGAGCUGGAGCUCUGGAGCUGGAGCUCUGGAGCUGGAGCUCUGGAGCUGGAGCUCUGGAGCUGGAGCUCUGGAGCUGGAGCUCUGGAGCUGGAGCUCUGGAGCUGGAGCUCUGGAGCUGGAGCUCUGGAUGUCGACGAUUGUUACGAAGUCGACGAUUCAGGCGAUGCAGACGAUGCCGACGAUGAUGCAGAUUAUCUAUGCGGGGGGGGGGGGGGGGGGCGUUCUGCUUAA
This is a messenger RNA of Caenorhabditis briggsae, 561 nucleotides long. The coding region runs from base 1 to 561 and encodes 186 amino acids. The record is from RefSeq and is a predicted model, not a curated record. The transcript has a single exon. NCBI's taxonomy places the organism in Eukaryota, Metazoa, Nematoda, Chromadorea, Rhabditida, Rhabditidae.